Molecule: messenger RNA, 1176 nt
Organism: Fraxinus pennsylvanica
Lineage: Eukaryota; Viridiplantae; Streptophyta; Magnoliopsida; Lamiales; Oleaceae
Source: the annotation of a GenBank genome assembly
AUGAAUGAAAAAAAAGAAAAAAAAAAUUGGGAUGCUGCACGGAGAGUUUCUGAGAGUUUCUCCGUUCUGAGAGUUUCUCCGUGCUGCACGGAGAGUACCAACAGGUUGGGUUGGAGCAGGAACUAUGCAGCGAAAGACAUUAGAUUUGGAGUGGAGGCAAGGGCUUUGAUGCUUAAGGGUGUUGAAGAGCUCGCUGAGGCAGUUAAAGUCACCAUCGGCCCAAAGGGGCGUAAUUUAGUGAUUGAGCAAAGUUGGGGUGCCCCUAAAGUGACAAAGGAUGGUGUCACCGUGGCAAAGAGCAUUGACUUCAAGGACAAAGUCAAAAACAUUGGUGCGAGCCUUGUAAAGCAGGUUGCAAAUGCCACCAAUGAUGUUGCUGGUGACAGUACUACAUGUGCUACUGUCCUAACCUGUGCAAUAUUUACAAAGGGCUGCAAGUCAGUUGCUGCUGGCAUGAACUUUAGACGAGGUAUUUCCAUGGCUGUUGAUGCUGUGGUUACAAAUUUAAAGAGCAGAGCACGGAUGAUAAGUACAUCGGAGGAAAUUGCUCAGGUUGGGACAAUCUCUGCAAAUGGAGAAAGAGAAAUUGGAGAGCUGAUUGCAAAGGCUAUGGAAAGGGUUGGCAAAGAGGGUGUCAUCACCAUUCAAAUUGGAAGUAGGUUGGGUUGGAGCAGGAACUAUGCAGUGAAAGACAUUAGAUUUGGAGUGGAGGCAUGGGCUUUGAUGCUUAAGGGUGUUGAAGAACUCGCUGAGGCAGUUAAAGUCACCAUGGGCCCAAAGGAUGGUGUCACCGUGGCAAAGAGCAUUGAAUUCAAGGACAAAGUCAAAAACAUUGAUGCGAGCCUUGUAAAGCAGGUUGCAAAUGCCACCAACGAUGUUGCUGGUGACGGUACUACAUGUGCUACUGUCCUAACCUGUGCAAUAUUUACUGAGGGCUGCAAGUCAGUUGCUGCUGGCAUGAACUCAAUGGAUCUUAGACGAGGUAUUUCCAUGGCUGUUGAUGCUGUGGUUACAAACUUAAAGAGCAGAGCACGGAUGAUAAGUACAUCGGAGGAAAUUGCUCAGGUUGGGACAAUCUCUGUAAAUGGAGAAAGAGAAAUUGGAGAGCUGAUUGCAAAGGCUAUGGAAAGGGUUGGCAAAGAGGGUGUCAUCACCAUUCAAAUCAAGUCAGCUUAG